Poecile atricapillus (Black-capped chickadee) is the source of this 507-nucleotide messenger RNA. Its product is annotated as histone H2A-IV. The transcript has a single exon. The record is from RefSeq and is a predicted model, not a curated record. Gene Ontology annotation, cellular component: nucleosome. The coding region runs from base 49 to 438 and encodes 129 amino acids. Gene Ontology annotation, molecular function: protein heterodimerization activity; structural constituent of chromatin; DNA binding. Lineage: Eukaryota; Metazoa; Chordata; Aves; Passeriformes; Paridae.
UUUCCUGAGUUCGUUGUCGCUGCUGCCGGUGCCGCUGAAGUCGCUGCCAUGUCCGGGCGCGGGAAGCAGGGCGGGAAGGCGCGCGCCAAGGCCAAGUCGCGCUCGUCGCGGGCCGGGCUGCAGUUCCCCGUGGGCCGCGUGCACCGGCUGCUGCGCAAGGGCAACUACGCGGAGCGCGUGGGCGCCGGCGCCCCGGUGUACCUGGCGGCCGUGCUGGAGUACCUGACGGCCGAGAUCCUGGAGCUGGCGGGCAACGCGGCCCGCGACAACAAGAAGACGCGCAUCAUCCCCCGCCACCUGCAGCUCGCCAUCCGCAACGACGAGGAGCUCAACAAGCUGCUGGGCAAGGUGACCAUCGCGCAGGGCGGCGUGCUGCCCAACAUCCAGGCCGUGCUGCUGCCCAAGAAGACCGACAGCCACAAGGCUAAAGCCAAGUGAGCACCGAAGAACAGAGGCUGCAGACUUUUCACAAAGACAAACCCAAAGGCUCUUUUCAGAGCCACCCAC